Messenger RNA from Pelecanus crispus (Dalmatian pelican), 782 nucleotides. The record is from RefSeq and is a predicted model, not a curated record. NCBI's taxonomy places the organism in Eukaryota, Metazoa, Chordata, Aves, Pelecaniformes, Pelecanidae.
GCAAUCCAGAACUACCAAGAGCAGUUAACAUAACUUGGUCUUCAAUCAAUUUUAAAACUAUACUACAGUGGCAACCAAAACCAUCGGGUUACUUUUAUACAGUAGAAAUACACGGACAGACAUCUGACACCAAAAAAAAAUGCAUAAUGACAGCAGAAACAGAGUGUGAUGUUACUGACGUGCUCAGGAAUGUAAACGAGACCUACACAGCACACAUACUGUCUGUAAUGUCCUCGGGGAUGGAUAACUUUGAAGAACCACCUUUUGCAGUCUCUGAAAAAUUUACGCCUUAUAGUCAGACUGUUCUCGGGAAACCGGAGAUAAAGAAUUACACACAAAAAGGUUCCAAACUGGAUGUUGUGUUCCAAGAUCCACUUACACCAUAUACAUUUCCUAAUGGAAGCUUUCAAAGUAUUCGAGAUAUUUUCCAACAUGACCUGGAAUACAAACUCUAUUACUGGAAAGAUCAAAGUUCUGGAAAGAAAGAUGCAACAACAAAAAGCCAUAAAUUUGAAUUAAGUGUUGACAGCACAAAGAACUAUUGCUUCUACGUACAGGGAAUGAUUCCCUCCCGCAGAGAAAACCGUAAUGGUCAAGAAAGCAUGGUGCUUUGUACCAGUGUAGGAAGAAGUAUCUUAGAUGAAUAUGGAGCAGAAGUCUUUAUCAUCAUAGCCGUGAUAGCGCUUGCGGUCAUCACGCUUGCCAUUGUGCUGUCAGUGAUCCUGUGUAAACGCAAGAAAGCAAAAGCUGCAAGAGAAAAGGAACCGCUUAAUGGUGUCUAA